AUGAUGCAAAACAUUUCGAAUUUGAAAUGUGUCAAUAUUUGUGUGGUUGGCGUCAGUGGUCCGGAACAAGUUAAAGGCGCAUGCGGUGUUGGCAAAUCAUUGUUUUGUAAUCGAUUUGUUCGUGGCGCUGCGGACGAUUUUCAUAUUGAUCAUUGCUCAGUUUUGUCGCAGGUUGGUUUUUCUUGAGCUUCUUUUGUAGAGCUCAAAAUUCUGCAUAGCGUGAGGUAGAUAGUGCGGCUGGCGCGGUUUACACUUGAAAAAAACAAAAAAAAUAUCAGAGGGACUAAGUUUUUCCUAGUCCCCGUGUGUUUGAAUCCUAGUCCCUUGGAUUUUUUGUUUUUUUUUCGGCUCGCGCGCGGACCAGUUUUUGUGCCUUUUCUAAGUCAAAACGAAUAUAUAGGUGUCUCAAAUUUUUUAAAACUCAAUGCUCUUUGAAUUAAGCUUUAACUGGAUUUUCAGAAAUUUCUUCAAAGCACUGAAAAUCGCCCCUCAAAAAACUUUUUCGAUUUUCAGACCGAUUUUGGUGGCAGCCCGGUAAUCAACAAUGAUCAUUGGCUAUACUGGGGUGACCGGAUUCUUCAAAACCCUGAAGAUUCUUCACAAAUCCUCAUAAAACUUGUGGAACAAACCGAAUUCUUGGACGAUGAAACUUAUGAGCCAAUUGCGAGCAGUUCGAAAAAUGAAGAUUAUUCGAAAAGAUGCGCAAGAAUUGUAUUAAAUAGUCGUGAUAAGUUAAUGUAUAUACAAAAAGAACAAUUGGGUCUGGAAGCCGAUUUUCCGCAGCAUAUUUUGAGCGAUGGAAAAUUUGCCGUAGAUGGUUUUAUUGUGAUAUUUGAUGUUUCCCGGAAUAUUCCUCAACAUUUAUUAAAAAUCUCGCAAAUUCUAACAAACCUGGUGAAAACAAAAAAGCCCCUAAUUAUCGCUUUAACUAAAUGCGAUGAAAUUGAUGAGGAGUCAAAGCGGAGUGUUGUUGCAAAUCUGAAUUCGAGAAAGGAUUUGAAGAAUUUGCAAAUUGUUGAAGUUUCAUCGAUUCAUGAUGUUAAUAUUGAAGAGGUUUUUCAUUGUUUGGUCUCACAGAUUUCGAAAAAUUAUAAACAUAAAAGAAAACCGAUGAGUUAUUAUGAAGCAGCACAUUAUGUUGAGCAAAGGAAUAUUCAGAUAAAGUAAGGAUUUUUGGGGAAGGGGGAAUUUGAAAAUUAUGAAAAAUUGGUACGUUUUGCACUUGAAAUUUGAAUUUUCGAGAACUAAACUUCAAAAAUUAUCGAAAAAUUCACGUGGCGUAGCGAAAAUUGUAAUUUAAUUUUUGUUACUUUCUGAAAAAGUUCAAAAUUUCCCUGAACCUUUUUUUGGCUCAACACAUUUUGUUUUAAUUUUGAAUAUCAAAAUUGGUAGAAGAGUUAUCAGAAAUAAAAUUCAUAUUAUUUUUUAUAGAAAUUUUGAAACAGUGAUUUUUUUUUGACAAAAUAUUUAAAAAUCACCAUUUUUGGAGGGUAAAAAGAUCGUGAAAAAUCCCAAAUUUCAGCCAAAUCAAUAAAUUUUAAUUUCAGAAAUGCCUACGCCAACCUUCUCUCACAAAUGAUGCCAAUGACAUCUUGGUCUUCAAUGACCGGCUCAUUUGGCUCAAGUCAUUUGCCAAAAACUUGGAAACGACUUUUAGCAGAUUUGGAUCGACACAAGGAUUAUUUGAAUUUUGUGCAGAUUUAUGGAAGUCGCGCGGCUUUUAGAAUGUAUGAAAAAUAUAUGUGCGAUGCUAGAGAAUUUUGGAUCACUUCCAGGUAAUUUUGGCUGGAAAAUUCUGAAAAUCUGGCUGAAAUUCAGCAACUAAAGUUUUUGAGGCGGGUUUUUCAUAAAUUUCCAAGUUUUUCUGAAAAUUGAACUAAAUUUGUGCUGAUUUUUUAAUAAAUAAAAUAAAUGAAUUUGUAGAGCUUGAAAUUUUGUGCAAAAUGAUGUCAGACUAGAUUUUCAAAUUUCUAAAAAGCCCCUGAAAAUAAACCUAUUUUCAGUGCAUGUUUAGAGUCAUUUUGAAGCCCGCUUCUCCCCUCAACUUCCCCUAACUCUCAAAAAUUCCAGACUCCGCGCAUUGGUUCCCCAACUCUCACGAAUCUACGCCUCAAUUUUUGAAAAAAUCGAAGAUAUUUCAUCAAUCGAAUGGGUAAAAGCAAGAGAAAUGAUCAAAACUCAUGCACUUUUCGACGAAUUUUUUCGACCAAUCGGAAGUUUGGGAAGACAAUUGGAAACAUUGCAAGAUGAUUUAGUAGAAAUGAACAAAGAUAUGCGAAUUCCAGCUGAGAUUCUGAUUUUACCCGAUGCUCAACAAGUUUAUGAGAAUUUUCGAGAAGAGAUUCGAACUCUUAGGAAGCGGGAGAAAUUGGAAGAUGAGUUCUUGCAACUUUUAUCGGAGACUCCUGAAGUUACACCGGGAAAAAGUCUGCAAGAUGCAUCGUUGUUUUUGCAUGGGGCAAGCUCUUUUGAAAAUCUUGAGAUGACUCAAAUUGUGGAGAUUUAUGAUAAGUAUCAACGCGGUUUGGUUUAUCGCGCCGAAGUCGAAUUUGUGGAAGCGCUUCUGGAGAAUGUGGAAUUACUAUUGAAUAUUAUUAAUUCAACGAUUUCGAUUGAUACAAUAUCGAUUGAUGAAUUAGGAUAUAUAAAGGAUUAUUUAGAAGGAGAUCGAAGAUAUCGAUGGAUGUCAAAGAUAUUUGAUCUUAGAGAUCAUCUAAUCUACUCGAUUACCAAUUUCUAUAGAAAUCCAAAUAUUUCACGAUGUCCAGCGGGUUCUCGAUGUGUCGAAAAUUCUCUGGGACACUUUUUGGAUAAGUUUUUCCAUCGGCGGAAUGAUCAGGCCUAUACUCAUCUCAUUGAUAUUUUGGUCGAGGGUUCUGAAGAUGAUCAAUUGGUUUCGCAGUUUAUUGGAGAGAUUUCGGGGUUUUUGAGAGGUGAUCCGUUUCCUUGUUCAAGUGGAAGCGCUUUUAUUCGAUGUUAUAAAUGUUCGGAUUUCGAAAGUUUGGAAGAAGAGAGAGAAGUUACGGAGAUUUAUUUGAUUGAUAGUUUGGAAUCUUUGGAAAGAUUGAAGGAGUUUGCACCGAGAUGUCCUGGAAUUCCACCGAUUUUUAUAGGUGAGUCAGAUUCUGAUUGUGAGCAAAAUGAGCUCAAACUUGAUUUUCAGACUUCAGAAUUUUAUGCUCUUCAAAAUGAGCCUAAACUUGAUUUUUAAAUUCCUGAAAGUCUAGCUCAAAAGUUCUGAAAAACUGACAAAAAAUGUGUUUUUCCAGUGCUCUGCGAGCCUUCAAAUUAUCAUAUAAUCCCAAUGCUCCAUCAACACGGCGCAAGUUUGGCUGCGAAAUUCGGCGCGAAUUUUUUCGGAGCCAAACAAGGUGAUUCAAUAUAUCCCUCGGAUGAUCAUGCUUCAACAAAUAUUUCAUCGGAAAAUAGUUUUUUAUUGGCAAAUGAUCAAUUAAUGGCAAUUUGUGAAGCAAUUUGUGCUAGUCAAUUAACAAUGAAAAAACGAGAUUUGCGAACACAAAUAUCAAUAAUGUGUGGUGAUCCGAUAUCGAUUGAUUUGUUGAUUCAAUCGAUUUUUGGUGAUUUUGAAAUGAUCUCCUAUUUUCGACCUGUUAUUCAUCCGAAUUUGACUGCUGGUAAGAGAUUUUUGGGGAUUUUGCCCUAAAAAGAAAUCGGAUUUUGUUUCCACAAUGUCUUUUCUAUGCAUUCUGGAUUCAAAUUUUUUAAAGCUUUAUUAAUUUUUGCGGUCAAAAUUAACUCAAUAUUGGUGCAAAAAAAAUUCACUGUUCCAAAAUAUUUUCAUAAAUUUCAGCUAAUAUUAAAUUUUGAUAAACAUUUAAAUAGCAUUAAAAAAUUUCUAGAUUCAAAUUUUUAGCCAAAAAACCCACGUGGGAAUGUUUAUAAUUUCUGGAGCCAAAAUUUUCAAAAAUGAAACUUUUCAGUUGAAAAAAAAUCACUGUUUCAAAAUAUUUUUGAACAAUAAUUUUUUAAAAAAUUUUUAAUAACAUUUUUUUUUCUUCUUCGAAAAAUCUUGAAUUGUGGCGUCAAAUACUAAUGUUUUUUCAAAUAGAAAAUUCACUGUUUCAAAAUAUUUUCAAACAAUUUUCGAGAAAUGGAGUCUUGUUUCCACAAUACUUUUUCUAAACAUUUUAUGUAGUUGAAAAAUUCACAUUAAACAUUCUAGAAAUCUUGGCACCAGAAUUUUUAUUAGAAUUUAUCAACAUUCAACUUUUUUUAAUCGGAAAAAUUCACUGUUUCAGAAUUUUCAUAUGAAAUUUUGCAAGAAAAUUAAAUUUUGAUUCGAGUAGUUUUGGAUUCGAUGAAAAUCUAGGUUCAUUUUUUAAGCUAGGAAAAACCGCGUGUAAAAUCCUUUAAUUUUUUACGCGUUUAAAAUUAAGAUUCAAGUUUUGAGUCUGAAAGUGCCAAGUGAAAAUCCUGAAUUUUCGGCGACACCAAAUAUGCUAGAAAUUUCACUGUUUCGAAAUAUCUCCAAAUAAUUUUUGGGAAAAUUAAAUUUUUUUGGAGCGUUAGCCGAUCUACGUUGAAAAUUUCGAUUAAAAUUUUUAGCCAAAAAACUACGUGGGAAUGUUUAUAAUUUCUGGAGCCAGAAUUUUCAAAAAUGAAACUUUUCAGUUUAAAAAAAUUCACUGUUUCGAAAUAUAUUUGAAAAAUAAUUUAAAAAAAUAAUUGUUUUUCCAAAUAGAAAAUGAACUGUUUCAAGAUAUAUUUUCAUAAAAUUUUCGAGAAUUGGAAUAUUGUUUCCGCAGUGAACACACCUGACGAGAGAGUGUCCCAAAUUUUUUGUGCAGUGUGAAAAUUUUUUUCAAAAAAAUGUGCAGCGUGAAAUUUUUAAGUUUUUCGAAAAAAAAACUCCGCCGGCAGGAGGAUUCGAACCCUGGUCUCAUGCUCGCUAGUCUAAAAUGCUAACCUCUCGGCCACAUCUCUCUUUUCUCCCAAUGGGAAAAUGUUGGUGGAAAGGAAACUGUUUUUAAACGAAUGCGUUGCAACGUUGCUCAAAUUUUGUAGUUAGGAUAACUAAGCUUAGGCUUAACGGAUAUGGUUGAAUUUUUUAUGAUAGAUUGCUAUGGUCAUAGACAGUGUGGAACACCAUGAGUGCAGUGUGGAAAUGCCCUAUUUCGCUGUUAUUUUGGAGUGUCCAUUUCAAUGGUAAAUAUGGACAUUACAAAAAAUCGGACGGCAUUUUUUUCCGAGCACAUAUCAAGGGUUGGUAUAUUCAGAAAGUUGGUGUAUUUUUAAGCGUAGUUUUCGAAUUUACCCAUGUGCAGUGUGGAAUUUGAAGUUUUUCCAUAGAAAGUCAAUUUUUUCGAAAUUUCAGUGACACUAUGGUUUGCUAAGCAGUCACGUAAAUUCCACACUGCACAUUAUGUUACCACACUAAAACAAAGUCUGCUGAGUUGAUUUUCACCGAGAAACUUCGAAAAAUUCGCAAGCUGAAGUUGUUUUUGAAGUUGAGCAAAAAUAAAAAAAAGCUUUGGUUCGAAUGAAGAUUCGAACCUGGGCCUUCUGAACACUAGCAAAAUGGCCUACCACUGAACUAAAUGCGCAUUUAUUUCCUCAGGUUAAAUGUUGGUGAAAAGGAAACAAAGUUAUUUUUUGAAAAAAAUGCAGUGUGAUUUUUGAAAAAUGUACAGUGUCCAUUUUGGACACGUCUCGUCAGGUGUGGCAGUGAACUAAAAAUUCUAUGUAGUUGAAAAAUUGACGUGGAAAAUUCUAGAACUGCUGGAACCAGAAUUUUCUUAGAAUUAGAAUUUUCAAACAACUUUUUCAAUUGGAAAAAUUCACUGUUUCAGAAUUUUCAUAUUGAAUUUUGCAAGAAAAUUAAAUUUUGAUUCGAGUAGUUUUAGAGUCGAUGAAAAUCUAGAUUCAUUUUUUAAGCUAGGAAAAACCGCGUGUAAAAUUCUUUACUUUUUGACGCGUUAAAAAUUAAGAUUCAAGUUUUGAGACCGAAAUUGCCACGUGAAAAAUCCUGAAUUUUUGGCGACCUAUUGUCCGUUUGGAAAUGAGAUUCACCCCGCAAAAAAAUAAAUUUGAAUUUGAGAAAAUCUCUAAUUUCCCCCUACCCCCGCGAUGCGUGUGCGUUGCGGUCGCUCUCCCAUACAAAACCCCCGUUGGCUGUUUGCCAGCGGGCUCUCUCGCUGUCUGCGUCUCCUGCAGCAAAUUCAAAUUUAUUUUUUCGCGGGGUGAGUCUCAUUUCCAAACGGACAAUAAUAUGUUAGAAAACUCACUGUUUCAAAAUAUUUUCAAACAAUUUUUGAAAAAUUUUGAUUUCGAUCCGUCUAUGCCGGACUCCAACCAAAAAAUAUAUAUUCAAGUUUCUUAGCUGAAAAAAUUCAACGUGGCAAACUUUUUAAAUUUUUGACGGCAGAAUGUUCAUAGAAUUUGGAAAAAUUCACUGUUUCAAACUAUUUUUUGAAAAAUAAUUUUUAAAAAAAUAAUUGUUUUUCCAGAUAGAAAAUUAACUGUUUCAAAAUAUUUUCAAACAAUUUUGGAGAAAUGGAAUCUUGUUCCCACAGUGAAUAUUUUUUCUAAAAAUUCUAUGUAGUUGAAAAAUUCACGUUGAAAAUUCUAGAACUUUUGACACCAGAAUUGUCUUAAAAUUAGAAUUUUCAACAACUUUUUUAAUUGGAAAAAUUCACUGUUUCAGAAUUUUCAUAUUGAAUUUUGCAAGAAAAUUAAAUUUUGAUUUAAGAAGGUGCAUUCGAUAAAAAUCUAGGUUCACAUUUUUUAAGCUAGGAAAAACCGCGUGUAAAAUUCUUUAAUUUUUGACGCGUUUAAAAUUAAGAUUCAAGUUUUGAGUCUGAAAUUUCCACGUGAAAAAUCCUGAAUUUUCGGCGACACCAAAUAUAUAUGUUAGAAAAUUCACUGUUUCAAAAUAUUUUCAAACAAUUUUUGAAAAUUUUUGAUUUUGAUAUAUCUUCUACUCCCAUUAAAAAUAUAUAUUCAAGUUUCUUUGCUGAAAAAAUUCAACGUGGCAAACUUUUCAAAUUUUUGACGGCAGAAUGUUCUUAGAAUUUGGAAAAAAUUAAUUUUUCAAAAAAAAAUUCACUGUUUCAUAAUACUUUUAUAAAAUUUUUUCGAAAAUUGAUAUUUGAUACACAAUCUUCAACUGUCAUGAAAAUCCACGUAAAAAAUCGAAUUCGCUAAAACUUUUAGCUCCAAAACCUCAUACUUCUAUUUUUACAGCUGGUCUCGUCCCAAUCGACAUUCAAUCACCCCAAAAAUCAUCUCGAAAAUCGCGUGUCGAACUAUUUUUCACAUCCUUCCACUCGUGGUUUUCGCCCAAUUUGUCAUAUCGAAUUAAUUCAACUCAGGCACAUAUUCUAGUAUACUAUUCAGGGUAAGCCUCCCGCCUCCCUCUUUUUUUUUCAUUAUUUUUUGUUGUCUCUGGCUCUUUUCUGGCUCUUUUCAACCCAUAUUCGCUUCAUUAAAUUGACCUCUUCUUUUUGUUGUUUUGGGAGGAGAAGAAGAAGAAGAAAUUUUAUUUUAUUUUAUUCUUCUUCUUUCUAUUCCCCCAUUUUUUCUCCAUUUUUUGGAAUUUUAAUGAAGCAGAGCUCUUUUUCUACCCCCAAUAUAUAUAUAUAUAGUUUUUCGGCUCCCAAAAAAUCCCAUUUUUUGCAGAAGACCCGCCAGUUUUUGCCACGUCAAAACUGCGAUUUGUCGAAUUUUGGCGCUGAAAAACCCUGUUGAAAUUGGUAUUUUUGUAGUGGCGAUUUGUGAGAGACAAUUUGAGAAUGUAGGUUUUCUUGGGGCCAAAACAAAUGUGGGUUGCUCAAAAAAGGUCCCUAAAUUCCAUGUUUCAUGUCAAUUUUCGACGAAAAAUUCUAAACAGAAUAAAACUUUUGAAACAGUGAAUUUUUGGGAUUAUUUUUUGCAAAUAUUUUUAUUACGAUAAUGAAAGAAACUAUGAGAUCAAGAAUUUUACACAGAAAAAAUAAUUAUAAAUUUUUUGAAACAGUCAAUUUUUUGAGAAUUUUUUUCUUGAGUUCUAAGUUUUUAGCUGAAGAUUCUUGAAAAAUUGUGCUCAAAAUCCAUUUUUUUUAUCCAAAUUUCAUUGUCAGCCACAUCCGAACACCAAUGUUAAAGACAUUUAAUUGUUAUAAAAUUUUGAAACAGUGAAAUUUUGGGAUUAUUUUUUGCAAAUAUUUUUUUUAAUAUGAAAAUGAUAUCAAGUAUGAAAUCAAGAAUAACGUAUUAUUAUUAUUAAUUUUACACAGAAAAAAUAAUUAUAAAGUUUUUGAAACAGUCAAUUUUUUGACAAUUUUUUUUGAAUUCUAAGUUUUUAGCUGAAGGUUCUUGAAAAUCCAAUUUUUAUAUUAAUUUUAAAGCGACCACAUAACACGAGUUCUAAACAAAAUUGAUUAUUAUAAAAAUUUUGAAACAGUGGACUUUUUUUGGAUAAAUUUUCGCAAAAAUUCAAAUUCUGAUGAAAUAUCAAACAGGUUAACAAUAAUUUUUAACAGAAAAAUACAUUAUUAACAUUUUUUGAAACAGCCAAUUUUUUUUACAAUUUUCUUCUCGAAUUCUAAGUUUUUAGUUGAAGGUUCUUGAAAAAUUGUGCUCAAAAUCCAAUUUUUAGCGACACAACACGAAUUCUAAACAAAAUUAAUUGUUAUUAAAUUUUUGAAACAGUGGACUUUUUUUGGAUAAAUUUUCGCAAAAAAAUUAAAUUCUGAUGUAAUAUCAAAUAAAUUAACAAGAAUUUCAAAGAGAAAAAUACAUUAUUAACAUUUUGAAACAGUCAAUUUUUGGACAAUUUUUUUUUCGAUUUUUAAGGUUUAAGCUGAAGGUUCUUGAAAAAUUGAUUAAAAUUCAUUUUUUUUAAUCGAAUUAUCAGUCGCAUAAUAACACGAUUAUAAAAUUUUUGAAACAGUGGAGUAUUUUUGGAUAAAUUUUCGCUAUAGCAAUCCUAGGAUGACUGAAAAUAUCCAAAACUUGAUUUUCUUACGAAAAUUUUGAAACAGUAAAUUUUUAAAAGGUCUUUUUUUUUAAAUCCUAGUUUUUUGCGCAAAAUUUUUAGGAUAAUCUAGAAAGUUAGGGUAACGUUGGACAUGCGCGGAAGAUCAAGCGAAUCGGCUCAAUAUUCCGAACAGCGACAAAGUUAUCCUAAUUUUCUAGAUUUGAGAAAAGUUAGGGUAUCUCAUUGUUUCUUGUGUCUUCGCUACAUAUUCCCUAUUUUGUCUAGCAUUUUUUCUUUUCUAAAAUAAGUUGUCACAAAAUGUGUGUAUUUAUGUGUAUGUUUUCGCUUCUCUUUCGAGAACAAAUACUCUGCUGUUUUUAGUGUUGAAAAAAUUUGAAGAACGAGAAGAAAAAAGAUAAAAAGCUGUGUUUUUUGGGGUGAUGCACUUGAGAAACAAAAAGACUGCUCUUUGUAUUAUAUAUAUCUCAAUCUAGUUAGAAAACCCUUUUUUCAGUGGAUUUUUGAGAUUUUCUGCCAUAUCGCUAUUUUUUGGUGCUGGAGCUGAUUUUUGUUCCUAAAAAAUUCACUGUUUCAAAAAUGUUUUGAAUUAAAUAUUGUUUUCUCAAAAUUCUGAAUUGAAAAAAAUCACUGUUUCAGGAUUUUGCAAAGAAAAAAUGUUUUCUUCAAUUUUUUGCUUCUUCCGAUAUCUUUAUUGAAAAUCGAAAAUAAAAAAAUCGUAUUUUGGCCACGUGGCAAAUUUUUAUAUGAAAAAAAAACCUUUUGAAUAAUUUUUUUCUUCGAGUUUUUGCUAACAUUUUUUGUUAUCUGUUCAAAAUUUGAAAUAAUUGCAGAUUUUUUGCCACGUAGCAAAUUUUCUCUAUGUAUCCGAAAAUUAGUCAAUUUUAAACAAAAAUACAAAUUUCCGCCACGUGGAAUUUUUUCGCGCGAAAAAAUUCUGAGUUUUUCAGAAAGAAUGUUUUUUUUUAAUUCACUGUUUCAAAAUUUGUUGAUAAAAAUUUUUUUCUUCAAAUUUUUAAUGAAUGUUCUAUUUGAAUAAGUCAAAAAAAAAUUUUGUCACAUGGCAAUUUUUCACAUCUACCUACAAUUUCUUCAUUUCAGGAUCCACUAGCCAUUGAAGGCCGCGAAAUUUGCGAAUCGAUUGGCGCAAAAUUUUUGGCGAUCGAUGCAAAAACUCAGACGUGUUUGACUGACGAUUUUGUCGAAUUUUUCGAACAACAAAUGUUGGGCGGAAGACAGAGGUUUGUUGGAGGAACAAAAAUUUGAAAUUUUCUAAAUUCAAUUUCACAAGGCUCAAAAGUUCAUUGGAAUGAUAAUUUUAAAUCGAAAAUUUUCGCGAAAUUUCUACGUGCAUUUAUAAAAUUUUCGAAUAGGUUUUAUUUUUUAAAAAUUCACUGUUUCAACAUUUUUAUGAAAAAAAAUUCGGUGUUUGAGAAUUUCGAUUUCAAACGGAGUGACGUUAAAAAAUAAAUUUCUGAACAAAUUACUGUUUCAAAAUUUCAAAUUUUAGCUGAGUAACCCUUGAAAAGCUCCUGAAAAAAAUCACCACAAAAACCACGUCAUUUUAUUAUUGCAAACCAGUUUUCAUCGAUUAAUCAUCAUUUUUUUCUUCACGGGCUCAAAUCGGUAGCUCCCCAUUUUUCUCUGUGCUCAAAUUGUGUUUACUCCCUGCCUCGCCCCCACGACAUACUGUGCUGCUCUUGAUUUUUGUGCGCACAAAACCUUUUUUUCUAUUUUUGAGCAAGCAAAUAUUGCGCGAGUUAUAAUAACUUAUAACUUUGUGUGUGUGACCAAUUUUGGAUUGUUUCCAGAGAAAUGGCGAAAAAUGAGCCGGAAUAUGCGGAAAUUUCGAAUUUUUCAUCGCGGACUUCGCCCAACUCGACUACCUCUAAUAAUAAUGUGCAAAAAGAGUUUGAGGAACUUGGAGAAGAGCAUAUUCGACCGAAAAGUUUGAAUUUGAUUGGAGCAGGAAAUUCGAGUGGAAAUGGCAAUUGUGAGUUGUUUUUUUGCGCGGCAAAUUUGAAUUUGACGCUGAAGGAUACCCAAUUUGAAAUUUUUUUUAGCUAAUCUAAAAAGGUUGAAAAAAUUCAGGAUUUUUUACGUUUUAAAAUUUUUAUGUCUAAAAUUUUCAACUAUUUGUUUGAUGAUAUCCCGCUGCCGAAUCAUUCAUAAAAAAAUUGACUAAAAAAUGCUGGGCUCGAAAAUUUGGGCUCGAAAUUCUGAAAUUUUUUAUUCAAAAUUUUACUGUUUCAAAAUUGUAUGAAACAUAUUUUUAUUUAAUUUCAGUUUGAUUUUGCCCCAGCAAAUUCUGGAUUUUUUUUACUGUUUCAAAGUUAUUUUAUAGAAAAUUUUCAAUUCACUUUUUGCUGAGAAAUAAAAAGGGAUCACAAAAAAUAAUUCAACUACGAAAUUUGAGCUCGAAAAUUCUGAAAAUUGUAUUCCAGUCAAUUUUGGCGUAAAAAUUAGGAUAUUAGGAUUUUUUACGUUUUAAAAUUUUCAUACAAAAAAUUUUGAAUUCAGUUUUUGUUGCAUUAUUGGAACCAGAAUCAUUUAAAAAAUUGACUUCUAAAUUUGAGUUCAAAAUUCUGAAAUUUUUUUAUUAAAAAAAACUUUUUUCGCAAGUUUCCGCGAAGUUACCAUAACUAUUAUUUACAGUAAUCUUGGACCAUCGAAACAUCAAAAAACUGCCGCUUAAAAUGCGCGAAGCCCGGAUUAGCCGGAGUGGCCCAAUUCUAAUGCCAUCCCGAAAAAAGCCCGAAAUUCAAGUUGCACCAUUAGCAACACCAGAAGCCAUUGAAAUUGCACCCGAAUAUUCACAAGUCAAAGAUGCGCUAAGUUCUUCCGAUUAUGAAACAUUGGAAUUUUUGGCUGAAAAUGAGAAUCGGAAAAAUAAUAAAUCGCUGUUGGAUUUGCCGAGUAAUAGUGGUGAGUUGUUUUUGGCAGACCUGUCGUUUUUGGGCGGCCGGGCCGGGCCAGUCCUUCAAAAUUCAAAAAAUGCGGGCUAUUUCGGCCCUCCGGCCCUUCUUUUUUUAUGAGAGGCUGUUUCAGCCCUUUUUUCGGCCCUUCAUAAAUUUUUGAUGACAAUUCGGGAUUUUUACAAAUGAAUGAUUUUGCUCAAAUUUUCUGCAUUUGGGCGAAUUUCGUAAAUCAGAAUAACUUAAAUUGGUGUUAGUGCACCAAUAUUUCUUCGAAGUACUGUUUUGGUGCAGGAUCGUAAUGGUGUAACACAUGAAUUUCAAUAAAUUUUACUUUUAUUAUCAAUCCACUAUCAGAAACACGAAAUACGGCAAUUUUCUUCCGCCAAAAUGCAAAAAUUCGAAAGAAACACCAUUGAAAAAUAGUGGAUUUACACAAUAAAAUUUGUUUGAAAGGCCGGGCUGAGCCAGCCCAUUUUCCCUAUUUGGGCUGGCUAGGCCGGCCCUUCAAAUGGCUGGCCCGAGGGCCGCAAAUAGCCGCAAAACGACAGGUCUGGUUUUUGGGUGGGAAAAAAUUCUGAAAAGUUUCACUGUUUCAAAAUUGUAUGAAAAUUAUUUGAGUUUUUUUGAAAAUUUGAUUGAACAAUAGGGUCAAUAUCCAAAAAAAUCUGGAAAUUUUUCACUGUUUCAGGAUUUUCAAAUAUUAUGUGUGCAAAAAAAAAUGAGAACGCAAAAAAAAAAUUAUUUUGAAAAAAUAUCUACCGUAGUUCUUCCCCCCCCCCUCUCGUUUAUUUUCGUCGUGACGAGACCGUGUGUGUUUCGCGUGCUGCGCCUUUCAAAAACUACGGUGUUUUUUGUUUUUUUUUUCCGGAUUUUCGAGGUUUUCGAUGUUUCUACAUGAAAUAAAGGCAGAAAUCAACCAAAUUGAUAACAAAAUGAAGAAUAAAGAAGGUUCAACUCUGUUGGAAGCAGAAAAUAUUAUGAAAGGAGAUUUUUAAGUACUUUAUAGAAGAAAAACCCGUUUUCCUCUUCAAAAUUGCGAAAAUGAAGCAAAUUCAUCUUUGAAUUUGUUCUAAAUCCCUUCCUCCUUGUUUCUCAAGUUUGAAAUUCCUCCUUUUGACCGGUAAUAGCCCCAAAACAUCCUAAAAACGGCCUUUUUUCGAUGCAAAUUAAAGGCGCAUCGAUUUUUUGAAGGUGUGUGUCUCGUCGCGACAAAAAUGAAGGGGGAGGACAGAACUACGGUCACUUAUUUUUUUUUGAAUUUUUGUUUUUUUGCGUUCUCAUUUUUUUUUGCACACAUAAUAAUAAUUUUUGAAUUCAGAAAUUUUGAUUCACCAAUAGCCCACUCUAGAACAUAUUCCUUGAAAACUACGUUUCAAAAUUAUGCUAUUAAAAAUUCUUAAAUGAAAAUUUUCGAUCAGUAUUCAAAAAUUGGUGUUCAAACAAAAAUUCUGAAAAAUUUUACUUUCACAGGAUUUUCGAGUAAUAAUUUUUGAAUAAAUAUUUUUAAAAAAAUUUUACUGUUUCAGAGAUUUCAUAUAAAAUUUAAAAUGUUUUAUUUUUAAUUGAUACAUCGUUCCUAAUAUAGAAACCCGAAAAAUCUUUCUGUAAAAAUAUUCCAAAAAAUACGUUUCGCAAUUUUCAUUUCAAAAUUUCUUGAAUUAAAAUUUUUAAUGCACUUGUAUUAAUUUUUUCAAAAAUGAAUUUUCAAAUAAAAAACCCUGAAAAUAUUUACUGUUUCAACAAUUUCCAAAUGAAAUGUUUGUUUUCUGAUAAUUUGAUAGUUCAUCUUUAUAUCCUGGAAAAAUUGACUUUCAAAAUAAAUCCUGAAAAAAUUACUGUUUCAAAAUUUUCAUUUGGAAAUUUCUCAAAUUAAAAUUUUUGAUUUUUUUUUUCUUAUACGGAAUAUUUUUUUAUAAUUUUGAAAAAAAAAUUUCGCAAAACUUUAAUAAAAUCAAUAUUUCGGUGACAAUUUUCACAUUAAAAAUCCCAUUUGACUCUCUUUGUAUAUCAAAUUUUUAAUCGCUAAAAACAUUUUCCAAAAAAAAAAUCAUUGUAAAUCUAUCGUGAUGUGUUUCGCAUUUUUGUUCUCAAAUUCAGCUCAAGAUCAACAACAUCGUCGACCAUAUCGAAAUGCUUCUCGAAUUUCGGGAUUUUCUCGAACAACUUGUCUCUCAACUUCACCAGAUCCAUCAAAUCGACUACACAGAACUGAACCUAUUCGAACUCCGAUUCCAACAACAUCGAGACAAUCAAUGAGUGCGGAAAGCCUUGCGGAACUACUCAAAAAUGAGCAGAAGAUGAGCAAAAAGGUGCGAAAUAAUCGAUUUGUGCGGAAGGUUGCGACAAGUUUCCGAUUCCGCAAGGAUAAAUUGGAAGAGGCGCGGAAUGAGCAGAAUUUGAAGAUUGAAAGUUCGAGGAGUUUGCCACAGUCGCCACAUUUGGAGAGGAAAAAAUGUAUGUUGUGAUUGUGUUUUUUUUUAAUUUUGGCACGAAAAUUUCAGUCAUUUUGAGACCAAAUAUGCCUAUCGUACUGUUGAAAAUUUCAAGGAACAUGAUAAGAAAAUCUACAGUAAUCUGAUCAUUUUGAGACCAAAAAAGAUUAUCUACCUUUUUAAUUAUUCCUUUAAAAUUUAGGUCUCAAAACGAUUGGGUUACUGUAGGUUAUAAAUUUUUGAUCCUUUUGAGACCAAUUACUCUGAGGUUCUGUGUAAAGGAACAUGGUUUUUGGUUUCAAAAUUAUCAGAAUUUGAAAAUCUACAGUAACCCCACGAAUUUUUAAAGGAACAUACUCCAAAUUUGACCUGAAAUCUGAUCAAAUAUAUUACUGUAGGAUGUUUAAAGGGACAUAUCUCUAAAGCUAAAAAAGAGCAUGUCUCUUUAAACUUUCUACAGUAAGAUAGGCUUAUUUGGUCUCAAAAUUACCGGGAUUUCAAAAUAUACAGUAAUCAUAUUAUUUUUUAAAGGAACAUAAUAUUGUUUGAUUUCAAAAUUAGCAGAAUUUCAAACUCUUCAGUAUCCCCCACUAAUUUUCAAAGGAACAUACCGUUUUUUCCAGACAAUCCACCUGAAAAGAUCUCGAGUGCCUUUUCUUGGCUUCCCAGUCGCUCUCCAAAACACUCAAAAUCACAAAAAAGUUCAACAUGCGAACUAAAUUCGAGCUCAAUUUCGAGCAGUUCCACCUCGAAUUCAUCUGCUGCCGCCACAAUUCAAGGAGUUAUUGGAAUUGAUGAGAAUAUUGAAACACUGUGUAAAUCGGCCGAAAAUGGAAUACCAGUUUAUGUGCAGAAAUGUGUACAGUUUAUUGAGAUGGUGAGUGAUUAUAAACUUUUUUGCCACGUGGCUUUUUGGUGGGAAAAUUUGAAUGUCAAAUUUUUAACGCAUUAAAAAAAUAGAAAGGCGUGAAAUUCAAAUUUUAAAGGAACAUAGUCGUGUUUAGUGUCAAAAAAUCGCAAUUUUUUUCUUUUUCAGAACGGCGGAUUUGAACAAGAAGGUCUCUACCGAGUUCCCGGAAAUCAAGCGCAUUUAUCCGAAGUCGAAAAACGUUUCCUGGCAACCGGCGAAUUCAACGUGUCCUCCGUGGAUUGUCCAGUCCACGUGGCAGCGACAGCUCUCAAAAACUUCUUCAGUUGUCUGCCAGAACCAAUAAUUCCUCAAGAAUUCCACCAGAAGCUCAAACUUCUCACAAUCAUAUCUGAAAAUGCUGAAAAAUCGCGAAAAUUGGCUGAAAUUUUGGACGAAUUUCCGAUUGCCAAUCGAAAAACUCUCGGAUUUCUGAUUAAACAUUUGGAAAAAGUGGCGAAUUCACCGAAAACUGUGAUGGAUUUGAAGAAUUUGUCAAAAGUCUGGUUUCCCACACUUUUCCGCCCUUCAUUUGACACGUAUGAAGCGUUGUCGUCCGGAAUGACCGCCUUCCAAUUGGCCAUGGAAGUUUGUUUUGAACAUGGAUCUCUUUUUUGA
Caenorhabditis angaria is the source of this 15810-nucleotide messenger RNA. The record is from the annotation of a GenBank genome assembly. Lineage: Eukaryota; Metazoa; Nematoda; Chromadorea; Rhabditida; Rhabditidae.